This is a messenger RNA of Poecilia latipinna (sailfin molly), 4320 nucleotides long. RefSeq names its product protein O-linked mannose N-acetylglucosaminyltransferase 2 (beta 1,4-) (gene pomgnt2). The transcript has 2 exons. Gene Ontology annotation, biological process: protein O-linked glycosylation via mannose. Gene Ontology annotation, molecular function: protein O-acetylglucosaminyltransferase activity; protein binding. The record is from RefSeq and is a predicted model, not a curated record. Lineage: Eukaryota; Metazoa; Chordata; Actinopteri; Cyprinodontiformes; Poeciliidae. Gene Ontology annotation, cellular component: endoplasmic reticulum. Bases 654 to 2462 code for a protein of 602 amino acids.
UCACCUGUCACAUGUUUUGACGCCCAAGCAGAAGAGGGCGCUAAAGCAAUAAUAAUGAGACACUUAUAUUUGUAUAUCUAGUGAUUUAUAUGUAGUUUUUAUUAACAUUUGUAAAUUCAGUAAACAGGUCACAUAAUUGUGAAUACUGGCUGCUGUUUCUGACAGAUAAUUAAAAAGAGGGAGGAAAAAAAAGGCCCACCCGCUCCAGCGGAGCUACUUCCGCUUCCUGCGGAGCUCCGCUAGAGUCUGCAGUCAGACUCCUCUCUCUCCUCCGAGCGGCUCCACUGCCCGUGGUUCUGUCUCUGUUUCCCUCUCUGUCCCCCUGACAGCCCGGCCGGCCGGGACCAUAGCCAGACACGGUGAGGUGGGGGUGCGGGUUCUCUGUAACUGAACAAGCCGGUGUUUUCUCCGUGUCCUCUGUUUCCUCCGGGGUUCUCCUGUCUCCGGAUUGGGGCUCCGGACUGGCGAGCUGAUGGUGCCUGAAUGAGCUAACCUCCGGACUGUCCUCACAGAGCCGCACAGGCAACGCCGUCUCUGGGACUGGGACUGUUAGUGGGACUGCAGGUCAUUGUUUGGCAGUUAAUGUUUUGCCACUUCCCUCUGAGGUUGGAGGCCAGUUGGAGUUGGGCGCCGGGUCCUCAGUGGCUGCAGUGAUGCGAGCUUCUGUGGCGGGCUGCAGGAUGAGCUUUGGUGCACUAAUUAAUGGGUUACUCGUCUCCGUGAUUGCAGCCCUACUUUGGAAGUACUCCAAGCUAAGCGAGCAUGCAGCCUCACUGGAGGAGGAGUUGCAUAUGACACAGCAGUCCAAGGAGCUCUCUCAGGCCCGUAUCGACUACCAUGUUGCCCUGCAAUCUCUCCAGGAACAUGGCACCCGCAUGGUGUGUACUGGCAAGAUGCACACCGACCGCAUCUGCCGCUUUGACUAUUUGUGCUACUCCUCCGAGGCAGAGGAGUUUGUGUUUUUCCACUCCAACUCCUCUGUCAUGCUGCCUAAUCUUGGAUCUAGGCGCUUUCAACCUGCCCUACUAGAUUUAUCCUCAGUAGAGGAUCACAACACCCAAUAUUUUAACUUUUUAGAACUCCCAGCUGGUGCUUUAAAGUUCAUGCCCAAACCUGUUUUUGUACCAGAUGUGACUCUGAUCCUCAACAGAUUCAAUCCGGAUAACCUUAUGCACGUAUUCCACGAUGAUCUUCUCCCUGCCUUCUUUACCAUGAAACAGUAUUCCGACUUGGACGAUGAGGCACGUCUCGUGUUCAUGGAAGGCUGGGGUGAAGGGCCGCACUUCGACCUCUAUCGACUUCUCAGCAGCAAGCAGCCACUUCUUAAAGAGCAAUUGAGGAACUUUGGAAAAUUAAUGUGUUUUACUAAAUCUUAUGUUGGUUUGUCCAAAAUGACCACCUGGUAUCAGUAUGGGUUUGUUCAGCCACAGGGGCCCAAAGCCAACAUUUUGGUUUCAGGGAAUGAGAUCAGACAUUUUGCCAAGGCUUUAAUGGAGAAAAUGAACAUAACAAAGCAGGACGAGGCAGAGAAGGAUGGAGGAAGCUCAGAGCAAGAGAGGGAGAGAGACAAGAAAGAUGAAUACAUCGCUGUGUUUAGUCGCUCGACCACAAGAUUAAUUCUGAAUGAAGCAGAGCUAAUAAUGGCCUUAGCCCAGGAGUUCCAGAUGAGAGUGGUUACAGUAUCCCUGGAGGAGCAGUCUUUUCCUAGUAUCAUCCAGGUGAUUAGCUCUGCUUCCAUGUUGGUCAGCAUGCAUGGAGCUCAGCUCGUCACCUCAGUGUUCCUCCCCAGAGGUGCAACUGUGGUAGAGUUGUUCCCCUUUGCUGUGAACCCAGAGCAGUAUACUCCAUAUAAAACCCUCGCCACUCUACCAGGCAUGGACCUUCACUACAUUUUUUGGAGGAAUUCUAAGGAGGAAAACACUGUCACCCAUCCAGACAGACCGUGGGAGCAAGGCGGCAUUGCCCACUUAGAAAAAGAUGAGCAGGAGCGCAUCCUGACAAGUACGGACGUCCCAAGGCACCUGUGCUGCAGGAACCCGGAGUGGCUUUUCCGGAUCUACCAGGAUACUUUGGUAGACAUUCCGUCAUUCCUCAAGGUCCUCAAAGAUGGCAUGAAGAGUAAGCCUAGCCUGAAAAAAACAAAGAUAGCCACCACAGUUCACCCUGGCCGGGUCAGAGAAGCCCACUGUCAGACAUCAGUACAAACCCCUAAUGAGGCCAAACUCACAGUCUCUUGGCAGAUCCCGUGGAAUCUAAAGUACCUGAAGGUGAGAGAGGUUAAGUACGAGGUAUGGAUCCAGGAGCAGGGAGAAAACACCUACAUGCCUUAUAUCCUUCCUCAACAGAAUUACACUUUUUCUGAGAACAUAAAGCCCUUUACUACCUACCUGGUGUGGGUGAGGUGCAUCUUUAACAAGAACCUCUUAGGUCCGUUUGCAGACGUUCUAACAUGUCGGACCUAAUAAUCACAGAGCCACCCUGUCAAUUUCUACAACCUCACUGGAAGGGGCUGCUUGAUUAGAUUUUGAUUAGUCUUGGUAAAUAAAUGGUGUUAAACAGAUCUUUGCAGUUCCAGGACAGACAAAGCCGACGUGAAGACUCUCUCCGUCUUUACUGGAGGACUCCUCUGCUACUGGGUGAUGAAAACUGAGAAGUUUAUUUAUUACACUUUCAAACUCCUCUACUGAUAAUACAAGAACUUAAAUGAGCAGAUGUAUUUAUGAGAAGAAUAUUAUGAGAUUUUAGGAUUAGUCUAUACGCUGGAUUCUACCUUUUAGAGUAUGCAAUGUAGCUUCUGUGUUGUAGGUGAAGAGAUGUUAUAUAGAUAAUCAAGGUUUUUUUUACAUUUUUCUGACUUGUCUGAAGUGUGUGUGCGAACGGAUGAUUCCAUAAAUUACUCAUAAUGUACACAAUCCAUCCAAAAUCAAACCAACUUGUUCUAUAAACUUAGUUUAUACCUGCUGCGUUUACUUGUAACUUAAAUAAACUUUGUUUCAUCUGUCAGAUGGUUUGGAAAUGUACACAGUCAGUCCUUUAAAGUAUUUGGAAAAAGUUUCAGUAAAAGAUUUUAGCCCAUGCCACAAAAAUCCUUCUUUUAAACUCUAUGUUCAGAUACGUGUAAAGCACUGCCUAUUCUUAAUUUUGUUAAAUGUUAUCAUUUAUCUUGAAGUGAAAAGUACAUACCUCCCUAUCUGGUUCAGUGUUUUUUUGUUUUGUUUUCUUGUCUCAUUUAAAUAUUUCAAAUCAUCAAAUAUUAAUAUCUGAUACAAAAAAAAAACAACCAGAGUGAAUACAGAAAAGACAGUUUGCAAGUAAUGCUUUUAAAACUUAUCCAAACCAAUAGUUUACCUACCAAACAUAAUGACUGUUUCUUCCAUCCUUACCAACAACUGCCAUAAAGUGUUUUUGAUAACUGGUAAUGAGUCUUUUCAUCAUUGGAAUCUAGACUUUAACUUGGCCACUCCAAAAGGCCUUUUUAAAAGCAUCAAGAAAUUGACUUGCUGGUGUGUUUUGGAUGCUAGUUCUGCAGUAUGUGCUUAAAUUCAAUAUCACACACUGUUUGCUAGACCUUCCAGCAUUUUUCCUACCAUUAUCCAAUGGAGGUGCCCCAUGAACAUAACCGGCGUCCGCUCAUAGAAGAUCGACAUAGGUGUUCACAGUUAGGUUAGAUCACAUCGUGACAUAUUUCUGAUCCUGCGUGGUCGCUCCGCUACUUUGAACUCUAAACUCUCAAACUAGGUUUAUAGUUAACUGAUUAGCUUAUGGUAGCCUAUGGUGGCCUUGUGCAGCUGCCAGGGCCCUGCUCGUGCUCCUCCGAACUUUUGUAACUUGCUGUGGGUCACUCAUUUGGAGCAGGUUAACCUGUACCGAUAUUUGUAAGAACCCUCUACGAGGGCUCAUUUUUGGAAAAUAUUACACGUCUAACAUAAAAGCCACACCGCUUGCUUGGCAAACUUAAAGUGUAGACUCAGCAUCCUGGACGCCUCCCUGCUGAGGCGUUCCAGGCACGUCCUACUGGGAGGAGUCCCAGAGGAAGACCCAGGACACGAUGGAGGGACUAAGUUUAACGACUGACUUGGGAACACCUUGAGAUUUCCCCAGAUGAGCUGGCCCGAAUGGCUGGCGAAAGGGAAGUUCAUUUACCCAGGCUGCUGACCCCGGGUACAUGUAAAGCAAGUGAUAGAUGGAUGAACAUUGUUACUACUAACCAUCAACAGUUUUCCCUCCCCAGUGACAGUGGUCUCUGUAAUGAAAUCCGAUAGUUACUGAGAAAGAAAAAGAUGCAAUAGAUAAAGACUGAAAGAUAGAAAGAGACUGAUG